UUAGCUGAAUCAGUAUCAGUAGUAUCCAAUGGAAAUUUUUUCUGUCGUGAUUUUUAUUGUUUCUUAUAUGCUCGUUCCAUCUCUCAAAAUUUCCGCAGCUACCCUCGAUGUGUCACAGUAUGUCACAGACGGUGAGACCUUGGUGUCCAACAGUGGAGUUUUUGAGCUUGGUUUUUUCAGCCCGGGAAAAUCCACAAAGCGUUACCUGGGGAUUUGGUAUAAAAAUAUUACUAGUGAUAGAGCUGUUUGGGUUGCAAACCGGGAAAACCCUAUCAAUGAUUCCUCAGGCAUCUUAACAUUCAGCACCACAGGCAAUCUUGAGCUCAGACAAAAUGACUCCGUUGUUUGGUCUACUAACUAUAAAAAACAAGCACAGAAUCCAGUAGCAGAGCUCUUAGACACUGGAAAUUUUGUGGUAAGAAAUGAGGGAGACACAGAUCCAGAAACGUACUCGUGGCAAAGCUUUGACUAUCCUUCAGAUACACUUUUGCCCGGAAUGAAGUUGGGAUGGGACCUCAGAACCGGUCUGGAACGCAAACUAACGUCUUGGAAGAGUCCUGAUGAUCCAUCUGCUGGAGAUUUCUCUUGGGGUCUAAUGCUCCAUAAUUAUCCUGAGUUUUAUCUGAUGAUUGGAACACACAAGUACUACCGCACUGGACCAUGGAAUGGACUUCAUUUCAGUGGAUCAUCAAACCGAACUCUAAAUCCGCUGUAUGAGUUCAAGUAUGUCACUACAAAUGAUCUCAUUUACGCCUCCAAUAAGGUUGAGAUGUUCUACUCGUUUAGCCUCAAGAAUAGUUCUAUCGUCAUGAUAGUCAACAUAAAUGAAACCCUAUCUCAAAUCCAAACCCAAGUAUGGUCGGAGGACGGGCAAAUAUGGGUGAUUUAUGAAACUACCCCAGGAGAUUACUGUGAUGUGUAUGCCGUCUGUGGACCCAACGCAAAUUGCAGGAUUACAGAACCACCUGUUUGCCAAUGUUUAAAAGGAUUCAAACCAAAGCCACCACAAGAAUGGAUCCCCUCAAUGGAUUGGAGUCAAGGAUGUGUCCGACCUAAACCAUUAAGCUGCGAAGAAAUCGACUACAUGGAUCACUUUGUUAAAUAUGUAGGACUUAAGGUACCAGAUACUACAUAUACUUGGCUGGAUGAGAAUAUUAAUUUAGAGGAAUGCAGAAUUAAAUGCUUCAAUAAUUGCUCUUGCAUGGCCUUUUCUAAUUCAGACAUAAGAGGAGGAGGUAGUGGUUGUGUCCUUUGGUUUGGCGAUCUAAUUGACAUCAGACAGUAUCCAACUGGCGAGCAAGAUCUAUAUAUCCGGAUGCCUGCUAUGGAGUCCAUCAACCAACAAGAACAUGGACACAACAGCGUGAAGAUAAUAAUUGCUACAACAAUUGCUGGAAUCAGUGGGAUACUUUCAUUUUGCAUUUUUGUCAUAUACAGAGUCCGAAGGAGCAUUGCUGAUAAGUUCAAGACAAAAGAGAACAUCGAGAGACAGCUAAAAGAUCUGGAUCUGCCAUUGUUUGAUCUGCUGACAAUCACUACUGCCACUUACAAUUUCUCGUCAAAUAGUAAAAUUGGACAUGGUGCUUUUGGACCUGUAUACAAGGGAAAAUUGGCCGAUGGACAAGAAAUUGCUGUGAAGAGACUUUCAAGCAGUUCUGGGCAAGGAAUAACGGAGUUCGUAACAGAAGUAAAAUUGAUUGCAAAGCUUCAACACCGAAAUCUUGUAAAGCUUCUUGGUUUUUGCAUUAAACGACAAGAAAAAAUACUAGUAUAUGAAUACAUGGUUAAUGGAAGCCUAGACUCCUUUAUUUUUGAUAAAAUAAAGGGUAAAUUUCUGGAUUGGCCUCGACGCUUCCACAUAAUAUUUGGAAUAGCUCGAGGACUUCUGUAUCUUCAUCAAGAUUCUCGAUUAAGGAUUAUCCAUAGAGAUCUCAAAGCAAGUAACGUUUUACUUGAUGAAAAGUUAAAUCCAAAAAUAUCAGAUUUUGGAAUGGCUAGAGCUUUUGGAGGAGACCAAACUGAAGGAAACACAAAUAGAGUUGUUGGGACUUAUGGAUACAUGGCCCCAGAGUAUGCUGUUGAUGGGCUAUUUUCAAUCAAAUCUGACGUUUUUAGCUUUGGUAUUAUGUUGUUGGAGAUUAUAUGUGGUAACAAAAAUAGAGCUCUCUGUCAUGGAAACCAGACACUUAACCUUGUUGGUUAUGCAUGGACACUUUGGAAAGAGCAAAAUGUUUUACUGUUGAUUGACUCAAGCAUAAAGGAUUCGUGUGUCAUUCCAGAAGUACUGCGAUGCAUCCAUGUUAGUCUCUUGUGUGUGCAACAAUACCCAGAGGAUAGGCCAUCUAUGACCUUCGUAAUUCAAAUGUUAGGGAGUGAGACGGAACUGAUGGAGCCAAAAGAGCCUGGUUUCUUUCCAAGGAGGAUUUCAGAUGAAGGAAAUUUAAGCACAAUUCCAAAUCAUAUGUCUUCGAAUGAAGAAUUAACCAUUACCUCGUUAAAUGGCCGGUAUCCAAUGGAAAUUUUUUCUUUCUUGAUUUUUAUUGUUUCUUAUAUGCUCGUUCCAUCUCUCAAAAUUUCGGCAGCUACCCUCAGUGUGUCACAGUAUGUCACAGACGGUGAGACCUUGGUGUCCAACAGUGGAGUUUUUGAGCUUGGUUUUUUCAGCCCGGGAAAAUCCACAAAGCGUUACCUGGGGAUUUGGUAUAAAAAUAUUACUAGUGAUAGAGCUGUUUGGGUUUUAAACCGGGAAAACCCUAUCAAUGAUUCCUCAGGCAUCUUAACAUUGAGCACCACAGGCAAUCUUGAGCUCAGACAAAAUGACUCCGUUGUUUGGUCUGCUAACUAUAAAGAAGAAGCACAGAAUCCAGUAGCAGAGCUCUUAGACACUGGAAAUUUUGUGGUAAGAAAUGAGGGAGACACAGAUCCAGAAACGUACUCGUGGCAAAGCUUUGACUAUCCUUCAGAUACACUUUUGCCCGGAAUGAAGUUGGGAUGGGACCUCAGAACCGGUCUGGAACGCAAACUAACGUCUUGGAAGAGUCCUGAUGAUCCAUCUGCUGGAGAUUUCUCUUGGGGUCUAAUGCUCCAUAAUUAUCCUGAGUUUUAUCUGAUGAAUGGAACACACAAGUACUACCGCACUGGACCAUGGAAUGGACUUCAUUUCAGUGGAUCAUCAAACCGAACUCUAAAUCCGCUGUAUGAGUUCAAGUAUGUCACUACAAAUGAUCUCAUUUACGCCUCCAAUAAGGUUGAGAUGUUCUACUCGUUUAGCCUCAUCAAGAAUAGUUCUAUCGUCAUGAUAGUCAACAUAAAUGAAACCAUGUCUGACAUCCGAACCCAAGUAUGGUCGGAGGUCAGGCAAAAGUUGCUGAUUUAUGAAACUACCCCAAGAGAUUACUGUGAUGUGUAUGCAGUCUGUGGAGCCAACGCGAAUUGCAGGAUUACAGACGCGCCUGCUUGCAAUUGUUUAGAAGGAUUCAAACCAAAGUCACCACAAGAAUGGAGCUCAAUGGAUUGGAGCCAAGGAUGUGUCCGACCUAAACCAUUAAGCUGCGAAGAAAUCGACUACAUGGAUCACUUUGUUAAAUAUGUAGGACUUAAGGUACCAGAUACUACAUAUACUUGGCUGGAUGAGAAUAUUAAUUUAGAGGAAUGCAGACUUAAAUGCUUCAAUAAUUGCUCUUGCAUGGCCUUUGCUAAUUCAGACAUAAGAGGAGGAGGUAGUGGUUGUGUCCUUUGGUUUGGCGAUCUAAUUGACAUCAGACAGUAUCCAACUGGCGAGCAAGAUCUAUAUAUCCGGAUGCCUGCUAAGGAGUCCAUCAACCAAGAAGAACAUGGACACAACAGCGUGAAGAUAAUAAUUGCUACAACAAUUGCUGGAAUCAGUGGGAUACUUUCAUUUUGCAUUUUUGUCAUAUACAGAGUCCGAAGGAGCAUUGCUGAUAACUUCAAGACAAAAGAGAACAUCGAGAGACAGCUAAAAGAUCUGGAUCUGCCAUUGUUUGAUCUGCUAACAAUCACUGCUGCCACUUACAAUUUCUCGUCAAAUAGUAAAAUUGGACAUGGUGGUUUUGGACCUGUAUACAAGGGAAAAUUAGCCGAUGGACAAGAAAUUGCUGUGAAGAGACUUUCAAGCAGUUCUGGGCAAGGAAUAACGGAGUUCGUAACAGAAGUAAAAUUGAUUGCAAAGCUUCAACACCGAAAUCUUGUAAAGCUUCUUGGUUUUUGCAUUAAACGACAAGAAAAAAUACUAGUAUAUGAAUACAUGGUUAAUGGAAGCCUAGACUCCUUUAUUUUUGAUAAAAUAAAGGGUAAAUUUCUGGAUUGGCCUCGACGCUUCCACAUAAUAUUUGGAAUAGCUCGAGGACUUCUGUAUCUUCAUCAAGAUUCUCGAUUAAGGAUUAUCCAUAGAGAUCUCAAAGCAAGUAACGUUUUACUUGAUGAAAAGUUAAAUCCAAAAAUAUCAGAUUUUGGAAUGGCUAGAGCUUUUGGAGGAGACCAAACUGAAGGAAACACAAAUAGAGUUGUUGGGACUUAUGGAUACAUGGCCCCAGAGUAUGCUGUUGAUGGGCUAUUUUCAAUCAAAUCUGACGUUUUUAGCUUUGGUAUUUUGUUGUUGGAGAUUAUAUGUGGUAACAAAAAUAGAGCUCUCUGUCAUGGAAACCAGACACUUAACCUUGUUGGUUAUGCAUGGACACUUUGGAAAGAGCAAAAUGUUUUACAGUUGAUUGACUCAAGCAUAAAGGACUCGUGUGUCAUUCCAGAAGUACUGCGAUGCAUCCAUGUUAGUCUCUUGUGUGUGCAACAAUACCCAGAGGAUAGGCCAUCUAUGACCUUGGUAAUUCAAAUGUUAGGGAGUGAGACGGACCUGAUUGAGCCAAAAGAGCCUGGUUUCUUUCCAAGGAGGUUUUCAGAUGAAGGAAAUUUAAGCACAAUUCCUAAUCAUAUGUCUUCGAAUGAAGAAUUAACCAUUACCUCGUUAAAUGGCCGGUGA
Glycine soja is the source of this 4993-nucleotide messenger RNA. RefSeq lists its product as uncharacterized. Gene Ontology annotation, biological process: protein phosphorylation; recognition of pollen. Bases 29 to 4993 code for a protein of 1654 amino acids. Gene Ontology annotation, molecular function: ATP binding; protein kinase activity. The record is from RefSeq and is a predicted model, not a curated record. The transcript is spliced from 14 exons. NCBI's taxonomy places the organism in Eukaryota, Viridiplantae, Streptophyta, Magnoliopsida, Fabales, Fabaceae.